AUGAUUGUUAGUUUUCUGUUUGUCUUUGGUCACUUUGGGCACAUGUUUUUUUAUAAUUAUUUGGGACAAAAAGUGAUUGAUCAUAGCAGCGAUGUUUUUCAUAGAAUAUACAACGUGCAAUGGUAUGUAGCUCCGUUAAAGACGCAGAAAUUAUUACUGCUUAUGAUGCAAAGAAGUAUGCGACAUUGCACAAUUGUUGUUAAUGGUUUAUUCAUUCCAUCGUUUGAGGGAUUUGUCACGGUAAAAUUUGGGCUUUAUAUUAUUUAG
This is a messenger RNA of Atta colombica, 267 nucleotides long. RefSeq lists its product as uncharacterized. The coding region runs from base 1 to 267 and encodes 88 amino acids. The transcript has 3 exons. Gene Ontology annotation, molecular function: odorant binding; olfactory receptor activity. NCBI's taxonomy places the organism in Eukaryota, Metazoa, Arthropoda, Insecta, Hymenoptera, Formicidae. The record is from RefSeq and is a predicted model, not a curated record. Gene Ontology annotation, cellular component: plasma membrane. Gene Ontology annotation, biological process: detection of chemical stimulus involved in sensory perception of smell; sensory perception of smell.